This is a messenger RNA of Periophthalmus magnuspinnatus, 4409 nucleotides long. It is a transcript of the gene capn7, whose product is annotated as calpain 7. Gene Ontology annotation, molecular function: calcium-dependent cysteine-type endopeptidase activity. Gene Ontology annotation, biological process: proteolysis. The record is from RefSeq and is a predicted model, not a curated record. The coding region runs from base 260 to 2719 and encodes 819 amino acids. The transcript has 21 exons. Lineage: Eukaryota; Metazoa; Chordata; Actinopteri; Gobiiformes; Gobiidae.
GCAUGUGUGAGAACAUUUACCGGAAGUGCCAUGGUUGUUUGGGUUGUUGGGGCUCCGCUAGUUGUCAAAUAUUGAAAAGUCACGCCAUGGAGGGAGAGAUGAGACUACCAGAACAUCAAAUAGGAGCCCAUCAACAUGUUGUUUUUUAUAUUACCUUAUAAGCCGUGACACGGGUCCAAAAACGACAUCUGAAGGUUUUUAAAGCAGCUUUAGCGCGGAGUUGUUGCUCGCCUCUGUAGCUGUCACAGUUGUCCCGAGGAUGGACUGUACCGCACUGGAACACGACGCUGUCAAAUUUGCCAAAACAGCUGUUACCUACGAUCAAAAUGGGAAAUAUAACGAGGCUGUGUUUUAUUAUAAGGAGGCAGCCCAGGCCCUGCUUUAUGCUGCAAUGGCUGGGUCCAAACUGGAGGGCAUUCAAAACAAAGUGAGUGAAUACUUGGAUCGAGUACAAGCACUUCACGGAGCAGUCCAGGCUCAGAAGAGCGACCCCCUGAAGUCACGGCAGCAGGUGGAUCUGGAGCGGGCACAUUUCCUGGUCACUCAGGCCUUUGAAGAGGAUGAGAAGGGGAAUCUUGAUGAGGCUAUCGAACUGUACACACAGGCUGUGGAGCUCUGCAUUCAAACGUCAAAUGAGACAACAGACCAAGUGUUGCAAAACAAGCUGAAACAGUUGGCUCGUCAGGCUUUAGACAGGGCGGAGGGUUUGAAGGCUGCUCCAGCACAGUCUUCUGACCGGGCAGGAGGCUCUGCUCCCCGGCCCGUCUCAGGUGGCUCUUCUGGGGGUCCAGUCAGACAGUUCUUCCCUUUAGGUCCAGACUUCAGCCUCCAUGAUAAACCUCAGCCUAUGAGAGCAGUGCAAUCCUGUGAGCCCCAAGGACAAAAGUACACAGCGGAUGAGAUCCAAGUUCUCAGGACAACCUCCACAAUUAACGGCAUACCCUACGUGCCCUUUAUGAGUGUGGACCUGAAGGAGCGCUUUGCCUUCCCUGUCCCUUUCUCAGACAAAGUGGGGAAGCUGGCCCUGUCGCCCAAACAGAAGGCCAUCUUCUCCCGCUGGGUCCGACCGGACGAGUUCUGCACCAACCCCACCAUGAUCAUGUCUGUGUCCAGCUUCAGCAUUAAGCAGACAGUAGUCUCUGACUGUUCAUUUGUGGCAUCACUUGCUAUUAGCGCGGCUUAUGAGAGGCGCUACAAUAAGAAACUUAUUACCAGCAUCAUCUACCCUCAGAACAGAAAAGGAGAGCCUGAAUAUAAUCCCUGUGGGAAGUACAUGGUCAAACUACACAUCAAUGGAGUGUCCAGGAAGGUGAUCAUUGAUGACUACUUGCCUGUGGACCGCAAUGGAGAGCUGCUGUGCUCUUACUCCAGUAACAGGAACGAGCUGUGGGUGUCCCUCAUAGAGAAGGCCUACAUGAAGGUGAUGGGGGGCUACGACUUCCCCGGAUCCAACUCGAAUAUAGACCUCCAUGCGCUCACAGGCUGGAUCCCUGAGCGCAUAGCUAUGCAUUCAGACAAUCACUCCUUCAGUAAGGAUGGCACCUUCCGCAUGCUGUACCAGAGAUUUCACAGAGGAGAUGUCCUGAUCACCACGGCGACAGGAGUGAUGACAGAGGAGGAAGGAGAGAGAUGGGGCCUGGUGCCCACACACGCCUAUGCUGUUCUCGACAUAAGGGAGUACAAGGGAAUGCGUUUCCUGCAGCUGAAGAAUCCAUGGAGUCACUUGAGGUGGAAAGGACGUUACAGUGAGAGGGACGAGAAGAACUGGACUCCAGAGCUGCUCAAAUAUCUCAACUUUGAUCCCAAGACAGCACAGAAGUUUGAUAAUGGUGUGUUUUGGAUCGCAUGGGAGGACUUGUGCCAGUACUAUGAUGUAAUCUACCUGAGCUGGAAUCCCGCACUUUUUAAAGAAUCCUUCUGCAUACACAGUAGUUGGGAUGGGAAGCAAGGUCCUGUAAAGGACGUGUACAGUCUGGCCAACAACCCACAGUACAGACUGGAGGUGCAGUGUCCAACAGGGGGUGCUGCUGUGUGGGUGCUCCUCACAAGACACAUCACUGACAAGGAUGACUUUGCACAAAACCAAGAAUUCAUCACUCUUGUUGUUUACAAAAACGAUGGAAAGAAGGUGUAUUAUCCAACCGAACCCCCUCCCUACAUCGAUGGUAUCCGUAUCAACAGCCCCCACUACCUGACCAAGAUCAAGCUGACGAGCUCGGGCACACACACCUUCUCUCUGGUGGUGUCACAGUAUGAGAAACAGAACACCAUCAACUACACACUAAGGGUCUACUCUGUCUGCAAAUUCAACUUCUCGAAGAUCUCCAAUCCAUUCACACAUGUCAAAAGGAUAAACGGUCAGUGGAAGGGCGCAAGCGCAGGAGGCUGUGGAAACUACAAGGACUCGUACAAACAUAACCCCAUCUACCAGAUCAACCUAGAGCGCUCUGGGCCUCUGCUCAUUGAGCUCAGAGGAUCCAGACAGUACAGUGUGGGCUUUGAGAUGGUCACCGUGUCCACAUCCAGUGAUCCCGGAGCAGCAGGUUUCAACAAGAAGAACAGUGGAGACUACAGAUGUGGCUUCUGUUAUAUGGAGUUGGAUCACGUUCCCGCUGGUAUCUACAAUGUCAUCCCCACCACGUUUCUGCCGAAACAAGAAGGACCCUUUUUUCUGGACUUUAGCACCACAUCACCUGUUAAAGUAUCACAGCUUCAAUGAGGAACUGUGCACUAGACACCGAACAAUGACUCACAACAUUGAAUUCAAAUACAGUUGUUAUAUUAUCAUUAUGUAAUCCAAUAAAUCCCAGUGGUACAGUUGGUAAUACAGAAUGCAAAAUAUUUAUUUUUAUCUUAAGUCUCAGUCAUUGAAAGUUAGAUGGAUUUUAAUACAUUUAAUACAUAAUAAUUUCAGUAUGUCUUGGCCUAAUAUGGCAAGCCACAGCUGCCAUGGGGCAGAGAUGUGGCUGCUAUUCUGUGCCAGUGGCCUCUCCAUUCAUGCCAAUGAUUGAAUUAUUCUCUAAAGUCACCGACUCUUCUUUUAGCAUUGCACAUGUUUUUUCUUCUUUUUUUUUUUUUUGGUUGCCAAUUCCUUUAUCAAUGAUUGUUCAAGAAGAUAUUUUAUUCUCAGGAGCAGUUGGUCAGCACCACAGGGAAUCCAUAUUGCUUUGGAAACACAUACAGUUUGACUGGAAUUGUUAAAGCUGGGGUAUAAAUAGGUCUCACAAAUCGUUAAUCAAUCUUAAUUAAUAUCCACAUGCAACAGCUUUUUCAGGUGGGACAUGAAACUGGGUGCACAGCCCAAACACAGCCAAUCAGAGCGCUGCUGAUGGAGCUUAAUUCCGGGUUGAUGGAAUUAUUAGUUGCAGCCAAUGCACAGAAGUCUCAUUUUAUCAAAUGCACUCUUUGGGGGGAAAAGACAAAUCUACUCAUUUGAAAGCCUGGUACCCCAGCUUUAAAGGCCAAAUAACUUUAUGUGUUGAAAUGGAGCUGAAGUGAAAGUUCAGACUGAAAGACUUCUCUACUGUCAUUGCCUGGAGCCCAUCCACUCAGUCCACUUCCUCACACCAGACCAUCCAGGCACUGUCCUGCAGCCUCUCCUCCCUCAGCUGUGUCCCCCAGUCCACACUGCAGGCAGUAGGAAUUAAAUGGAGUUGUCUAUCACCAGUCAGCUUUUCAAGUUAAUGUUCAACAUCCCUAGUCUAACCGCCAACUGACAGCCAAGAGCUGUCUUAUUUUGUUUUCAGAGGCAAAAUAAGUUGCUGGUACAUAUUCAUAUUAUAAUGUAUUUAUUUAGUUCUUUGUUAAAUACACAUGUGAUCACAAUAAGGGGAAUAAACACUGCCUUUACAUUGGGGUACCUGAUUUUCAAACCGUGAAAGGAUGAAAUGGCUAUUUAAAGUUAACUAGUUCCUAGCUCUCACAAAAAGCAUGUGCAUAUGCACAGCUUUGAAACUGCUUACUCAGCCAACAUGCUCUCAUCCCAAAAGAACAGCAAAGUAUCGACCAUUUCGGUUUAAUAAGUAAAUGCAGGCAGCGAUCUGAUUCAGUGCUGCUAGUUAAGUUAUUGCCAAGUGUAUUUGCCAAGUAAAUCAACACAAAUGUUUUUUUAUGUUUACUUUUGUCGUAUGUUCUGGAUAACUUGCAUUUUCAAUAGAACUGAGAAGUUGAAACUUGAGGAAAUUAAAUGCAACAGAUGCAGAAUUGUCUAUUGUCCACUGUAGAUUUUUGUGGUGCACAAUCACCAAGCUGUCCAAAAAAAUAGCAGACCACACCCCAGAACUCUGCUACCCAGUGUCCCAGAUCCUGGCUCCCAAAAUCAUUAGAAUAGUUAUGUUGACUUGAACAUGUUUACCUCAUCUGGGGAUACAGAUAAGUUUAUGAAAUUUAAAAUAAAAAUGUCACAUACG